Molecule: messenger RNA, 616 nt
Organism: Oncorhynchus gorbuscha (pink salmon)
Lineage: Eukaryota; Metazoa; Chordata; Actinopteri; Salmoniformes; Salmonidae
Product: interferon a3-like
Exons: 5
Coding region: 7-567 (186 amino acids)
Biological process (GO): defense response
Cellular component (GO): extracellular region
Molecular function (GO): cytokine receptor binding
Source: RefSeq, a predicted model, not a curated record
GAUAAAAUGGGUUCAAUAAGCUUUUGGAUGUGCUUGAUCCUGACGAUUUGCACCUGGCAUAAAACCUUCGGAUGCACUUGGAUGAGGACACUUCCUCAGUCUCGGAGCAUGUUCCAAGUGUUCAGCAACAACACCAUAACGGUGCUUCGGGAAAUGGGUCAUGUGGUCUCUCGAGAACCUCAGAUCACUUUCCCUUACGAGGAAUACAGACAUGUCGAUCAUUUCAAGGAUGACGACAAGAUUGUCUUCAUUUCGCAAACUCUGAACGCUAUUGAGAAAUUGUACAGAAGUGAUAACUAUGAUUCUUUCUGGGACCAGAAAGUAGUUGACGAGUUUAUGAUUGACCUGCAUCGCCAGACCUCGGAGCUGGACCAAUGUGUAAAGGCUAUAAGAGCUACACUACCAAAAUCUGACAAAGGAGUGAACAAAAAUAUGAGCCUUCACUUCAAAUUCCUGAAUAAUUACUUGAAACGCGAGGAAUACAGCGCAAGCGGCUGGGAAGGCAUAAGGAAAGUGGUGCUGGCACACAUGCUAAGACUAGUCACAAUAAUAUUGACUAACCAAUGAGCCUCGUGUGUGUGUAGAGAUGAUUUAUUUAUACUUCUAUUUUUUCAAC